Parascedosporium putredinis is the source of this 3453-nucleotide messenger RNA. NCBI's taxonomy places the organism in Eukaryota, Fungi, Ascomycota, Sordariomycetes, Microascales, Microascaceae. The record is from the annotation of a GenBank genome assembly.
AUGGAAAGCGCUUUCGACGAAGAUGAAUUUAUGAACCAGUCAUUUGACUUUGCUAGGGCGUCGAGCAGCCCCAGUGAGGUACCGAAAACCCAACUCGUGGCGAACGGUCGAUCGUCAAAAUCGAGGCCUCACCACAAGAGCCGAUCUCAACACUCGUUCAAAAUCUCAUCGAGAGAGGUAUCGCCCCAUUCGAAUGCCUUUGCAAGCAACGCCUCGUCGCCGAAUGGUCAGAUGGAUUUCCAUGACCCGAGGCAGAUGAUGAUGCACCAUCAGGCCAAUGGUGCGCCGACCUGGCCUCACCACCUCAGUCCCGCGACGGCGAAUCAUCUCUCCCACGCGUUCGCCACGAACCCCGUCGCCGCGAGCCAGGCCAUGGUCUUGGCCCAGUUUCCGACCUUUAUGUCCGUGCCUCAAGGGGCCCUCGACGUACUCGGCGCUAAUCAGCCGUUCCUAACCUUUGAUAGGGAGGGCAUGCCUCCCAAGACACGAGUUGAGACUCAGAUCCACCUCAAGACGGUCUUCUCCCGCCUCCCACCCGGCGUUGCGAAGCUCCACCUCCCUAAACAUACCGUUUCCAAGCCUAAGCUAUGGUCCAAGGUUUCUUAUGUACCCUCGCCUGACACGCUUGACCUACACACCAUGCUUGUGUGCACCAGUGCUAUGGAAAAUGAUGAGAUGAGGAUGCGGGCGAUGAAAAGGGCUAGGGAAGGCCCUAACUCUGGCUUUAACGAUGCGAAGCCCGAAAAGGAGACGGACGACGACAAACCUUUAAACGGCGGCGAGGUCUGGAUCUGCACCAACUGUAUCGACCGUGAGAGAAAACGAUCGGAACGGAAAAAGGUGAAGAAGCCGGACGAGGAGGGCAUCUGGAAGGCCGAGGAAUGGCGCCGAGUCGUCGUUUUCAACACCCACGAGAUUCGCGAGUUUCCCAAGCCCGACCCCGUAACGGGCGCGACCGUGAUCGAGCUCCCGAUGCGCAUCGCCUGCUACUGUCGCCAUCAACAGGAGAAGAUGGGGUUCCAAGUCAUCUUCACCAUUCGAGACCAUCUCGGCCGCGUCCUGGCCCAGGAGUUGACACCCACUCAGAUCUCAUCCCGGGCAAGCCAGAACCCGUCCGCUAACGGCAUCGGCGCUCUGGCCUCCGCAAAGAGCACGCUCGGCUCCGAUUUGCAGCCGGCCUCGAACGGCAUGGCACAACCAACCCCGUUCCGGUCUAGUCAGUCAGUCACCGAUCUGGGCCGCAUGCAGACCGGACCGCCGCCGACUGCCCGGCGGAUGCCAAACACUCGGCCCUCCGCGGCGCCUCGGGGGCCUUUGUCGCGCCCCGCCUCGCCUAGCAGCCUGUCGGCGCCUCACGCCAAGAAGCGCAAGUCAAGCACAGGCAAACUACCUGUCAGCAUGGCUAUGACACCUCUAGACACGGCCAUUACUGCGGAGCCCUUCGGCGAACGGCAACCUUUUGGCACGGCACCUUCGACGCCGAACAUGGAAGACCAGUCCUUCUUCUCGCCUAACGCGUCCGUCGGCGUCAACGCCGAAACCCUGGCGCUCCGCCAUCGAUUUUCUACGGCAACGGCCUCCACACACGCCAGCAGAGCCUCUAGCCCCAACAGCUUCAAUAACGCCCUCAACGCGGCUGCCAUGCAGUCUCAGUUCGCCCAGAUGCUCCCGAACGGCGCUAACCUAGCGGCUAUGACCUCACUCGGUGACGCCCUCCGAAGGCUCAAGCUUGGUGGGUACGAGGUCACCAUCCUCGGCACUGGAUUCCACCGGGCGUUAGAGGUCAUGUUUGGAGACCAGAAAGCGACAGCUACGUACUUCUGGGCAGAUAACAUUUUGAUUUGCAUUCACCAGACGGGCGUGCAGAGCAUGAUCAACCCCCAGAAAUUCAAGUACCUAGACGAUGAUGAAGAUAAGCUCCUGCGCUCAGCGAUGGAAGUUUUGGCCCGCAAGAUGAACGGCAACCUCGGCGAUGUCAAGGACUUUGCCAUGCGCGUCCUCAACUACCGUGGCCUCCCACCCAAUGCCGGCGCAAAUGGAGGCGGCUCCUCGGGCUCGGGUUACACGAACGCAUCUUCCGGCUCAGCUAGUGCGCCGUAUGAUGUCGAGACCCAACUCAUGAAGUGUCUCGAACUUAUCGACCUCGACGACAGUCCGUACAAGGCUCAAUGGGAUUACAAGAUCUCCUCGGGCCACACAAUGCUGCACUUGGCGUGCUCACUUGGCUUCCACCGCUUUGCGGCGGGGCUGGUGGCCCGUGGGGCCAAGGUUGACGCUCUCGAUAACGGCGGCUUCAGUCCCAUGCACAUUGCGGCCAUGAGUAAUCACCCGGAGAUUGUCAGGAGGCUGCUUCUCGCCGGCGCGGACCCAACGCUGAAGAGCAAACGAGGCCUAACGCCGGCGGAUGUGGCGGAGUCGGAGGACAUCAUCAGCGACCUCCGAAGGGUGGCCAGACGCACCAAGAGCCGGAGCGUCGGCUCCCUGCGCAGCGCCGCCAGCAGUUCAACAUCACUUCGAUCCCUCUGGGGCCAAGACCAAUCGUGCCCCGACCUCCGCGCCCUCGGAGCAGCCCAUGCCGAGUACGAUGACGACAGUGCCGAAUACUCAUCGUUCGAUAGCAGCGGCAGCGACGAGGAUGCUGCCGUGGAGUCGGAUAGGGAGGCUGACGAAGAGGAUGUGCUCCAGAUGCGCCGGUCGAGUAUCCUAGGAGUCGCCAGGCCUCGCGGAUACUUGAGUCGGACCAACACUCAUAUGAGCCACAUCAGCCAGCCGGACGAGGAGAUUGCCGAAGUACCAGCAUCCCCUAAUGCUGCCGCGGCUGCCUUUAGGCAGUUCCAGCAAGCAAUGACGGUUUACAUGCAAAACCUCCCUCAACUGCCGCAUAUGCCUCAAAUUCCCCAGAUGCCUCAGAUGCCCCAGAUGCCGGCAUUCCCCGGCAUGGGCCCGCAAGCGGACAACCAAGCCUCGAUCUACUACGCGCAAUUCAUGCGACGUCUAGCUGCGUUGGUACCGGGUAUGUCGGGUCAGCGCCCUGGCACUCCUGAUUCAGAGACUUUGCCGCCCUCGUAUGAGGACCUCUACCCGUCGCAGGAAGGCGAUAGGAAGGCUAGGUCGGCGGAAGAAGCCCUCGCCAUGCAGCCCACACAUCUAAAGACUGCCCAGGCCGAGACGGAAGAUGCGAAGGCGCCGGAGGCGGCACAAGAACAAGAGGAGGAAGAGGAAGAGGAGGAAGUGGCGGACGAGGAGCCAGGUGUACUCAAGAUUGGACGAAAGAAUGCCAUCACCAAGGAGCAGCAACUUGAUAUCCUACGAGCGCAUGAAGCCAAGCUGAAGAGACUGAGCAGCGACAAGAACUUGUUCAUCAUUUGGAUCCCGCUGCUUGUUUCCAUGCUUUGCGUCCUGCUCUACGGCCGCUUCCCGGAUUACAACCGGACUCGGAAGAUUGGGCUCUAA